GGUGUUUGUGAGCUGGAGGAUUUGUCCAUACCUUUGGCACCUAAAGCAGACGACAUUAAGGACGUUCCAGAUGAGGAAGCGGAAGCUGUGGAGGAGAACGCUGACAGUGAUAGUGAUAGUGACGAAAAUGACUCUGACGUAAACAAGGAUGAACUUUAACGCAUAGGAACAUAGUUAAAACUAUCAAUUUUUUUUUCUUAUUCAUUCCUGGGUGUCUUAUGUCAACUUUUAUUUUGUGUCAUACUAUAUUGGCUUACAUCAUAUAAGCUGUAGCUAUGUCAUGUGUCAUGCCAAAAUAAGAACGUCUGCCUAAGUAGGUACAGUUUGUAUGGCGAAUAACAAGAAAGUAAAGCAGCAUAUUUUAA
Molecule: messenger RNA, 365 nt
Organism: Lingula anatina
Lineage: Eukaryota; Metazoa; Brachiopoda; Lingulata; Lingulida; Lingulidae
Product: protein canopy homolog 2
Cellular component (GO): endoplasmic reticulum
Source: RefSeq, a predicted model, not a curated record